Molecule: messenger RNA, 6841 nt
Organism: Erpetoichthys calabaricus (reedfish)
Lineage: Eukaryota; Metazoa; Chordata; Cladistia; Polypteriformes; Polypteridae
Product: E3 ubiquitin-protein ligase HECW1-like
Exons: 28
Coding region: 222-5111 (1629 amino acids)
Biological process (GO): regulation of dendrite morphogenesis
Molecular function (GO): protein binding; ubiquitin-protein transferase activity
Source: RefSeq, a predicted model, not a curated record
AAUCCUCUGUGGACUGGGGAUGUGGUGUGCAGCGCUAUGCUGUAUUCGGAUCUGGUGUUUGUUCUGGAAUAUGGUGCGUCAGUGACUAUGGGCUUUGUGCAGCAUUGCUCCAGCUCUCCAUGAGAGUAACGUGUGUGGAAUCUAUGCUGUUGUGUGGAGUAUGAUUCACGCGCAGGCGACCAUUUUUCAGGAAUUGAUGUGCUUUCAAUUGACGGGUCAUAAUGCUGCUGCACCUGUGUAGUGUUAAGAACUUGUACCAGAACAGGUUUCUAGGCCUGGCAGCCAUGGCAUCUCCAUCAAGGAGUUCUCAGAGCAGACGACGAUGUAAGGAGCCAAUGCGUUACAGUUACAACCCUGAUCAAUUUAAUAAUGUGGAUGUUCGAAAUGGCACUCAUGAAGCUAUUCCUAUACCUCGGUCUAACAGUGAUACAGACUUGGUAACAUCAGACAGUCGAUCUACUCUGAUGGUCAGCAAUUCAUACUAUUCUAUUGGACAGUCACAGGAUAUCGUUAUUUUUUGGGACAUUAAGGAAGAAGUUGAUGCUGGAGAUUGGAUUGGCAUGUACCUUGUUGAUGAAGUACUUUCUGAAAAUUUUUUGGACUACAAAAAUCGUGGUGUUAAUGGAUCCCACAAAGGUCAAAUUGUAUGGAAAAUCGAUGCCAGCUCUUACUUCAUGGAACCUGAAACAAAAAUCUGCUUUAAGUAUUAUCAUGGAGUAAGUGGAGCCUUGCGAGCUACGACCCCCAGUGUCACAGUGAAAAAUCCUUCAGCUCCUGUCUUUAAACCAGUGACAAAUGAUGAUGUUGGCCAAGGUCAGGGGAGUCGAAGGUUAAUCAGUUUUACACUCUCAGAUUUCCAGGCAGUUGGCUUGAAGAAAGGAAUGUUUUUCAACCCUGACCCAUAUCUAAAGAUUUCUAUCCAGCCAGGAAAGCAUAGCAUCUUCCCUGCUCUACCUCACCAUGGGCAAGAAAAGAGGUCUGGAAUCGUAUGCAAUACUAUUAAUCCUGUGUGGCAAAGACAGCAGUUCAGCUUUGUUUCUUUGCCAACUGAUGUGUUAGAGAUUGAAGUAAAAGACAAAUUUGCCAAGAGUCGCCCAAUAAUCAAACGAUUCCUUGGGAAACUGUCUAUGCCGGUGCAGCGCCUGCUUGAGAGACAUGCAAUCGGAGACAGAGUCGUAAGCUACACUCUCAGCAGAAGACUUCCAACAGAUCACGUCAGUGGGCAACUGCAGUUCAGAUUUGAGAUAACAUCUUCUAUACACCAAGACGAUGAAGAGGUCUCAAUUAGCACUGAAGCUGGAUCUGGUCCUACUCAAGAAAAUAAUUCGGAAGACAUGACUACUGACUCAUGUUGUGCAUCCCUUCCUAAUGACAGCACUGUUACAGAGAAUGCAAGCCCUGAGCAAGCUAAUGGUUAUGACGAGAUUUCGUUAAAUUCAAAUUCCAGCUGUCCAGAACCUGCAGCACCAAUUACAGAAAUUAGUUAUGUGGCUAGUAGUGAACAUCUUGCUGAAGAAUCAAAUGUUAUACAUGAUAUAGAAAACAAUGAGCUUGGAGAUCCUACACCGAAUGAGGAACCCUCAGUACUAGACUGUCAGGCAGAAAUGGAAGCUGAAGAAUUAGGCACCACUUUGCAAUUGGAAAAUGAGAAAAAUACCAGUAGUGAAGGAGAUGUGACCGUGACUCUGCCUACAGAACUGACUGAGGAAGUAGCGUCUUCAGUUGGUGGAAUAAACGAAGAAGCAGAAGAUAAACAAACAACUGCUGAAGCAACAGGAGAUGCAUCAGAAGUAGAGGAAGAAGAUGAAGAAAGCUGUUCUUUGAGGAUGAGGACUACUGUUAAAAGGAAAAACAGGCCUUGUUCACUUCCUGUUUCAGAACUGGAAACUGUUAUAGCGUCUGCUUGUGGUGAACCAGAAACCCCACGGACUCACUACAUCCGAAUUCACCAUUUGCUCCACAGUUUGCCCUCUGCACAGAUGGCUGAUGACACUGAGGAGGAUAGCUGUAACCCAGACUCAGAGCUUACUCUAAAACCAGAGGAGGAGGAUAAGGACCUAACAGAGGACAGCUCUUCUGAAACUCAGUCACAUAGUGUAACUUUGGAACUUGACAACUGUGGUCGAAGGACUAUACCCCGCAGCCUAUCUAUUGAACAUCUUUCAGAUCUGAACCAGCUGCUGGAGAGUGAGCAACCACGAACAGAAAGUGAAAGUGAGUCAAGCAUGAGACCACUUGGGGACAAUGAAUGUGAUCUGUGUGACACUUCCUGCUACAGCACAUCUUGCUACAGCACUUCUUGCUAUAGCACCUCUUGCUACAGUAACUCAGGCUAUGAAGGAGGAAAUCGAUUUUCUAGCCAUACUCGAUUUUCUUCUGUUGACAGUGCUCGCAUUUCUGAAAGCACUGUCUUUUCCUCUCAAGAUGAAGAAGAAGAAGAAAACAGUGCCUUUGAGUCUGUACCAGAUUCUGUGCAGAGUCCUGACCCUGCUGAUCGAGAAACUGAGACUGGUACAGCACUGUGGGCAGAAGAAGACACUGUGCAACCCAGAAGUUCUCAGAGUACCACAGAAAGUGGAGAGUCCCCAGUUGAAGAGUCUGGAAAUAGAGCAGAAGGUGAUUGCCCUUUGCCAAGCAACCAUCAACCUGUUAACCAGCUGCCUGCUUUGAGACCAGAUCCCCACCAUUAUCCAACUAUUGAUGAGCCUCUUCCACCAAAUUGGGAAGCCAGGAUUGACAGCCAUGGCAGGGUGUUUUAUGUGGAUCAUAUCAACAGGACAACCACAUGGCAACGACCUACAACAGCAGCUACUCCAGAUGGUAUGCGCCGGUCAGGGUCAGUCCAGCAGAUGGAGCAAUUAAAUCGACGAUAUCAGAACAUUCAGAGGACUAUAGCAACAGAUAGAACAGAGGAUGAUGGCGGCAAUCGCCGAAGUGAAAGAUCAGGAGCAAGUGAAACUGAUUCAGAUAUUCCUCCUCAGACUGCAGGUAAAAUUAUUUUCUUUUCUUUUCAGCAUAUACUAUGCAACAAAAAAUCUAUUUCUUUAUCUAGAAUUACUUUUUUUCCUACUGUGUUUUCAGACGUAAGAAGAGAGGGGCCAUCAUCUCCUAUUAACAAUCAAAAGAUCACACUGUUGCUGCAGUGCCCAGCCGUCAAGUUCAUAACGCAUCCUGAGUUUUUCACUGUGCUCCAUGCAAACUAUAGUGCCUAUCGAAUGUUUACUAACAGCACUUGUCUAAAGCACAUGACUCUGAAGAUUCGCAGGGAUGCUCGUAACUUUGAACGUUAUCAGCACAACAGGGAUCUAGUGACGUUCCUCAACAAGUUUGCAGAUACUCAGCUGGAACUACCACGGGGCUGGGAAAUCAAAACAGACCAGCAAGGCAAGUCUUUCUUCGUUGAUCAUAAUAGUCGGGCAACAACAUUCAUCGAUCCCAGGAUUCCUCUACAGAAUGGACGACUACCAAACCAUUUGACACACAGGCAGCAUCUGCAGAGACUGCGGAGUUACAGUGCAGGAGAGGCAUCUGAGGUAUCAAGGAGUCGAGGAGCAUCAUUAAUGGCCAGACCUGGCAACAGCCUUGUGGCAGCUAUCAGGAAUCAAUAUCAUCAUGAUUCCGUACCAUUAGCCUACAAUGACAAGAUAGUUGCUUUCCUUCGCCAGCCCAACAUUUUUGAGAUGCUUCAGGAGCGACAGCCUAGCCUUUCAAGAAACCACGCUCUAAGGGAGAAAAUUCAUUACAUACGAACAGAGGGCACCCAUGGAGUUGAAAAGCUCUCUUGUGAUGCUGACGUUGUGAUAUUGUUAAGCCUUUUUGAAGAGGAGAUAAUGUCAUAUAUCCCUCCACAUUCAUCAUUUCAUCCAGGAUUCAGCUUCUCUCCGCGCUGCUCUCCCGGCUCUUCUCCACAGAGCUCCCCAGGUUUGCAAAGAGCAAGUGCCAGGGCUCCCGCACCGUAUCGCAGGGACUUUGAAGCCAAGCUGCGUAACUUUUAUAGAAAGCUGGAAGCAAAAGGCUAUGGACAAGGACCAGGAAAAAUCAAAUUAAUUAUCCGUCGAGACCAUCUACUGGAGGGCACCUUUAAUCAAGUGAUGGCCUACUCUCGAAAGGAACUUCAGCGAAACAAACUCUAUGUCACAUUCGUUGGAGAAGAAGGCUUGGAUUAUAGUGGACCCUCUCGAGAGUUCUUUUUCCUGCUUUCUCAGGAGCUCUUCAACCCUUACUAUGGCUUGUUUGAGUAUUCUGCAAAUGACACGUACACAGUGCAGAUCAGCCCUAUGUCAGCAUUUGUUGAAAAUCAUCUGGAAUGGUUCAGGUUCAGUGGUCGGAUCCUCGGUUUGGCUUUGAUUCAUCAGUUCCUUCUUGAUGCAUUUUUCACUAGACCAUUCUACAAAGCACUGCUAAGACUACCAUGUGACCUGAGUGAUUUAGAAUACCUCGAUGAGGAGUUCCAUCAGAGCCUGCAGUGGAUGAAAGAUAACGACAUUACUGAUAUCUUGGAUUUAACCUUUACAGUGAAUGAAGAAGUAUUUGGUCAGGUAACUGAACGGGAGUUGAAGUCAGGGGGAGCCAAUCUUCAGGUAACAGAGAAAAAUAAAAAGGAGUACAUCGAGCGAAUGGUGAAGUGGCGUGUGGAGCGUGGAGUAGUCCAGCAGACAGAAGCCUUGGUUCGUGGGUUUUAUGAGGUGGUGGAUUCAAGGUUAGUGUCUGUAUUUGAUGCCAGAGAACUGGAGCUGGUUAUUGCUGGAACUGCUGAAAUUGAUUUGACUGAUUGGAGAAAUAACACAGAAUACAGGGGAGGUUAUCAUGAUGGCCACAUUGUGAUCAGAUGGUUUUGGGCAGCGGUGGAGCGAUUCAACAAUGAACAGAGGUUGCGACUCCUACAGUUUGUGACUGGCACCUCAAGUGUGCCUUAUGAAGGUUUUGCUGCACUCAGAGGAAGCAAUGGGCUAAGAAGAUUCUGCAUUGAAAAAUGGGGCAAAAUUACCUCUCUCCCCAGGGCCCACACAUGCUUUAAUCGCCUUGAUCUUCCUCCAUAUCCUUCUUACACCAUGCUAUAUGAGAAACUGCUGACAGCUGUGGAGGAAACCAGCACAUUUGGACUGGAGUGAACGUCAGGCUGCUAAAUGAUCACUGAGAGGUUGAUUUCCUAAUUCCUGUAUUAUAUGUGAAGAUAACAAUGGGACAAUAUCAUUCCGAAAGACACUAUUGCAUGUACAACUCUCCUCAUAUGAUGUAUUUUUUCUCUUAAAGUGUUCAAAACCAUACAAGAGCUGUAUGCAAUAGGAACCUUCAGGCUUCUCAAAUGUCCUCAGUCCAUACAUACACUGUUACUGUACUCUGCACUGCUAGCUUGAUAUCAACAGCAGGAUAGCGUGAAAAAUGAUGCAACACUGAUUUCAAGCUCCAGGUCCACAUAAUUCUUCCUGCACCAUGUGGACAUGUGGAAACUUUAGAAGAACCUUUUGCAAAUACAGAAAUGUAUCCUUUUGUUCGUUUGUGAAAUUAUUUGUAUAUAGACUGUUGUUUUUGCUAAAAAAAAGGGAGAAAAAUUAGUAAAAAUUUUGUAUUCUUUAUUUACAGGUAUGUGCUUGGCAGUCAGUUGAUUAGGUAAAAUGAGGCAGCAAGGAGAGUCAUGUUACUUUUGAGGAAUCUGGAGAAUGUCCUUUUUGCAGCGCACUGAAGGAGCCUAUUGCUCCCACAAAAAAAUAAAAAUGUUGAGUGGGCACACAGACUUUCCAGGCUAAUAAACAAGUGUCUCAUCCAAAAACAUUCUAUACACUUUAAUACAUAUUAAUAGUGUAAUAUUUAAAUAUAACUUUUGCAUUUGCUUUAUAAUAUUAUUUAUUGAUUUGUAAUUUGGUUUUACUACUUGUAAUUUAUUUGAAAUAAACAUCCUUUCCUCUAAAUGACUGAUUUAGACAAUCCCAACUGAAAUUUUGGAAGCCAUCAAAUAUGAUUUCUCUGAGCACUGCAUUUUUGGCAGAGGCGCUGCUCUGAUUUCAUUGCUUUUAUAGUCACUGUCAUACAAUCAGCCUUAAGGCUUAUUAGAAGAAAGUUUAAGAGAGGGCAUUUUUGUAGUAAAAUGGCACACAAAAGAUUUUGUAUAAAUACAAUGAUGGAAAAACAGUCCAAACAGAAUGCAUUUCAACAUAUUUUUAUCAUCAUUGAAAGCUUAAAGUUAUUAAAUGUAAUUCUUUUUAUUGCAUGUUUGUAAACUUUUUCAAACUCUGAGCUUUUUGGUUUUAACAUUUGCCACACUAAUAAAAAAAGAAAAGAGUAUCACUAGGUUGUCUUUCAGUGAAAAUGCACUAUAGUCUCUUGGACCACAUUUGAGAAAUGCAAAAUAUAGCAAGUCUGUCUCUGCCGUUAGAUGUGUAUUUGGAGCCUUCUAACCACAGUCAAAGAAAAUUUUUUUAACUGCUUUUUUGUUUUUCUGUGACUUUGUUCUUUCUCAUUUGUACUGUUUUUAGUUCUUAUUUGUUUAUGACCAGGUGAAAGACAAACCAGUGUGUGGUUCUAUUGUCACCCCUUUUCAACAAUCAGUGGCCAAUUACUUCCUUUUAUUGAAAUCCUUGCUUAAUUAAAUGUUUUCUAUUUUUAUGUUUCUGACCAUUAAGCAGGUGCUGCAUGGGUUUUUAUCAUAUAAGAAAGUAAGCAAAGGUAUAUGUGGCCUGUAUAAAAUUGAGUUCUCUUCCCUUAUAAUUUGCUAAAAUGUUGUCUCUUUUUUAAUUGAUUAAAUUAGCAAGUUUAUAAUGAAUAUACAAGUACAAGGAUAGUGCACUUGUUAGUGCUGUGAUUUCACAGCUCCAGGGAUGUGGGCUUGAAUCCUACCUUGGAC